AUCGUGCCGCGAUGCAAGAACCAGCUCAUGACUAAGGGCCCCGUAUGGGUUCGAAACUAGUCGGGCAUACUCCGACGUAAUAUCACACAUGGCGUCUAACAAGAACCAGAAGAUUAGUAUGGCAGCAAGCGCCAUCGCCAUGCGCGGAGUCCGUCUGUUCCUCACCGCCGGUCGCCGCGGGCCCGCAGGCGCUCCGGAAGACGCCAGGCGCAUCUCUCCCCACCGGCCCAGACGGACUAAGCCUAUCAUCCCUGUGAAUAAACUGCAGAUGAGCGUCGUUGAAAUUUUGCUGAAGAGUACCAGGUUUACCAAGAGUGAGCUGGAAGCGCUAUUCGUGAUGUACCGAAGGUUGGUGACCGCUGGGCAGGCGGCCGCGCCGGCCACUGUCAUUGGGCAGCCAGUCCCCAAGGUUGACGGCAUCGACCAGAAUACAUUUCGUGAUGUGAUGCACAACACCUUCGACCUGGUAACCGAGGAUGUGAUCCUGGACCGCGUUUGGCUCACGUGGGAGCGCGGCGCUAACGGCGGGGAAGGCGCCCUCAAGUUCGAGGCGUGGGCCAGGGGACUGAGCAAACUCCUGCGAGGGAGCGACGAAGAGCGACGCGCGCACUGUUUCGCGGUCUAUGAUCUGAAUGCAGAUGGCUACAUCACUAGGGAUGAGAUGUUUACACUUCUCAAGAACUCUUUGUUGAAGCAGCCAGGGGAUGAAGACCCGGACGAAGGAGUCAGGGAUCUGGUCGAGCUGGUUCUUAAGAAAAUGGACGUCGACAAAGACGGAAAAGUUUCUGUCGAAGACUACAAGGAAGCAGUUGAACAAGAACCCCUACUUUUAGAGGCAUUCGGACAAUGCUUACCAUCAAAACGUCAAGCUGCUACGUUUCUCAAGAAUUUAACUACGAAACAGUAAUUAAUGAAACUGGAUGUUCUACAAAAGAAAAGAGUCCUGACUAUCGGUAAAACAGUUUUAACGGGCGUCUUGUCAAAGUCAGUCCUCUGGAGCGACCACUCCAGUUGUCCUAUAGCUCUGCAGAAUACUGUUAGACUUGGACAUAAGGUACAACUCGGUACUAUCGGUGCCUUAGGGUUACGUCUUUGGGUCAAGAGCUAAGUUUACUAAAAAUCUAUAAAAUAUAGUUAAAAAAAUAAGUUUACCAUAGAAUAGUGUAAUAGAAAUAUUUUAGGCACAUGUAAUGUUAAUGUGGCAAGUUAAUGUUAAGA
Messenger RNA from Bicyclus anynana (squinting bush brown), 1218 nucleotides. RefSeq names its product calaxin. The record is from RefSeq and is a predicted model, not a curated record. Gene Ontology annotation, molecular function: calcium ion binding. The transcript is spliced from 7 exons. Bases 89 to 907 code for a protein of 272 amino acids. NCBI's taxonomy places the organism in Eukaryota, Metazoa, Arthropoda, Insecta, Lepidoptera, Nymphalidae.